Messenger RNA from Sorex fumeus (smoky shrew), 1867 nucleotides. It is a transcript of the gene ORMDL1, whose product is annotated as ORMDL sphingolipid biosynthesis regulator 1. The coding region runs from base 28 to 489 and encodes 153 amino acids. The transcript has 4 exons. The record is from RefSeq and is a predicted model, not a curated record. Gene Ontology annotation, biological process: ceramide metabolic process; intracellular sphingolipid homeostasis; negative regulation of ceramide biosynthetic process. Gene Ontology annotation, cellular component: endoplasmic reticulum membrane. NCBI's taxonomy places the organism in Eukaryota, Metazoa, Chordata, Mammalia, Eulipotyphla, Soricidae.
CACCUGGAGUGGGACGGCGGAGCAAACAUGAACGUUGGAGUUGCCCAUAGUGAAGUGAAUCCAAAUACCCGGGUAAUGAACAGUCGGGGUAUGUGGCUGACAUAUGCUUUGGGAGUUGGCUUACUUCAUAUUGUCUUGCUAAGUAUACCCUUCUUCAGUGUUCCUGUUGCUUGGACCUUAACAAAUGUUAUACAUAAUCUGGGGAUGUAUGUAUUUUUGCAUGCAGUAAAAGGGACACCUUUUGAAACUCCUGAUCAGGGUAAAGCAAGGCUCCUAACUCACUGGGAACAGCUGGACUAUGGAGUACAGUUUACAUCUUCACGGAAGUUUUUCACAAUUUCUCCAAUAAUACUAUAUUUUCUGGCAAGUUUCUAUACGAAAUAUGAUUCAACUCAUUUCAUCCUAAAUACUGCUUCUCUCCUGAGUGUGCUAAUUCCCAAAAUGCCACAGCUACAUGGCGUUCGGAUCUUUGGAAUUAAUAAGUAUUGAAAUGUUCUGAAACGGAACAAAAAUUGUUUUUUUCAGCUACUGUUUCCUAUAAGGAAAGGUAGUUAGUAAACGGCACUCUUUCUCUGAUAAUGUGAAAAUAAGAGGUAUUUACAUUAGAGGCCAGUUGCUGGUCCUUCAUAUGCUGUUUGAAGUGCAGAUUUGUACUAAAGGGUACCUCGUUUAAUGCAGCUGUUCUAUUUCUGAAGAGAGACUUUAUGUAGGUAAGCUGGGCAGGCCCAGCUUAUUAAUUAGAGAAGUUCAAGGAAAUGAGAGAUUUAAAAGAAACCAGGACUAGCUUAGCUCAUAAGGAAUGGUUAUUAUGUUAGAAGAAAAUUUCUAAUUAGUCAUGGUCCAUUUAAGCAGAUAUGUAAACCAGAAUCAUCUUUAUACAAAGUUUAUUAUAGAUUUUUUUAAUUGCCAUACAUAUUCUGUGUUUAGACCUAAGAGGACAUAGCCCAUCUUGUUUGUACAAGUCAGUUUUAUACCUUAUGAAUAUACUUUUUUUUACAUUUUUGGUUUCGCUGGCUCAACAUUGUGUGUUGAUCGAUAAGGUCAUUUUUACAUUUAUUAAGUUACUGAGUUGGUGAAUGUCCACCUUUAUGUCUGAUAAUUGAUAAGAGAUAGGCAUAUUACAAAUAGCCUAUUAUCAGCCUUCUCAUUUUGGAACAACAUGGGGUUCUGCUGCCACUUCAGAUGCAUAAAGCUAAUUCAGAACAUUGAUUUCAAACCACUAAUAUACAGGAUAACUUAAACUUCAGUUUAUUUGGUUAAGUCAUCUAUUUGUUAAGAUCUAUGAUUCCUUAAGAAGGUAAUAUAAAAUGAAUUCUAUUAUAGACAACCUAUGGUUGGCAGAAACUACUUUUUUAGCAAUUAUAUCACAGUAAACAAUAAAAACUUUAUAGCAGGUUUUCACUAAACAUAUCAGCAUCUUAGCUCUUGCUCUCACCCUGACAUUUUGCACAGUAACAUUUGACUUUCAUUGAGUCUUAGUUUAAAUAAUCCAAAAUGGCAAUCUUUUCCAAAGCAGCACAUACUGAAUUCUUAUGACUUGGAAAAGCUUCUUAUCAUUGUUGACAUUAAUUACCAAAACACUAUACAUUCUAUUUCAAAACUAAUACAAGUUAAAAAUAAGUUCUGAUACGGAAUGAAACUUAAAAAUAGAACAAUUCUUAAAAUGUAUAAAAUUGAGUGCAAAGAGAUAGACCAACUUAAAAAUCAAUUUGUUUCGAUAAACUAACUGUUGGGGGGAGUGGUAUUGAUCAUUGUUUUGUAUUUCAAAAGUACUACAAUUAGAAAUCAGUUAUAUCAUAAUGCCUUUGUAUGUUUGUCCUUUUCCCAUGUAUUUUUAGUAUAAUAAAACUUUUCUUUGAUGUAAGAU